UGUGCUGAAUGAAUCUCUGACCACCACUGCUUCUGUGGUCAGUUCUGUUGUAGGCACAAAGCCACUAGAGAAGAUCAUGACUAGAAACAGCUGUGAAGUGCUUCGACCAUACAGGCAGAAAUAAACUCAGCGUCAGGUCUGAAGAGGGAACUAGAGGAUAAAAAGAUGUCUUCUCAUUUAUCAUUACAGCCAACAUGUAGACGUCACAUUAUCUGACUCAAGCCACAAACUAGGUAACUGGAUUGCCAGGUUUAAGGUUUCAGGUCACAUCAGGGAAUAGUUUUACCAGCAGAUGUAAAGAUUCUCCCUUUGGAGUGGGUAGCAUUCAAGGUCAAAGUCAGCAAAUCCUAGCCUAAAAAUAGAUUCUAGUUUCAAAGUUGGUAAGAUUUCCUUUGUCGUCCUGCCACACUUCAUAGAUCCAAGCUACCUACAGCACCUGUCUAAACCUACAGUUACUUUCACAUUUCAGACUAAAAUAAGCACCUUGGAACAAGAUGUCGUCGGCGGGUUUGAACACCAGGAAGAAGAGUGCCUACGUGGCAGUCAAAGUUGACCCUGAUGGGGAUUAUUAUACCCCAGGUGCAUUUGAACUGGAGAGACUCUUCUGGCAUGGCAGCCCAAAGUAUACUCAUGUCAAUGAAGUCUGGCCCAAUCUCUACAUAGGAGAUGAGAAAACUGCCUUAGAUCGCUAUAGCCUUGAGAAAGCUGGCUUCACCCACAUCCUCAACGCAGCCCAUGGGCGAUGGAACGUGGACACUGGACCAGAGUACUACAGAGACAUGGCCAUCGAGUACCAUGGGGUAGAAGCAGAUGAUCUCCCCAGCUUCAAUCUCAGCCCAUUCUUCUAUUCAGCUGCUGAAUUCAUCAAUAAUGCACUCCAGGAUGAGACAAAUAAGAUUUUGGUUCAUUGUGCGAUGGGCCGCAGCCGAUCAGCUGCCUUGGUCCUGGCUUACCUGAUGAUCUAUAAGAACAUGACUGUCGUCAAUGCCAUAGAGCAAGUGGUGAAACACCGAUGUGUCCUCCCGAAUCGUGGCUUCCUGAAACAGCUGAGAGAAUUGGACAUAGCACUGGCUUUGGAAAGGACAAACUCUAAGAACAUCUCCCAGUCCAAUGGGGAGAAGAACAGCCCAGAGAUCUAGCAUUCUAGGUCAUCUUUACCUGAAAAAUAGACUUAGUAAAAGAAAAAAAACAGUGUUGGUAAAUAAUACUUUCCAGAGAACUGUUACCUGUAAAGCAGAAAUAGCAGUUAAAAUGCCCUAAAGAAAACCUCAAUUCGGAAAUAGAUAAAUGGAGAAGGGAAGCAGUGUCAAAGUAGUUUUGCUAUGUAACCUCUCUGUGUGUUUGUUUGUCUGCCUCUCUCCUCCUGCUCCUCCUCUUCCCUGCCCCCAAGACACACACACACACACACACACACGCUCCCUAUGCUUUAAUGCUUUUCUUUAGGACUGUUCUACAAAGGGGAGAAAGGGAGGAGCUUAUGCUGAAGUUAUUGGUUCCAGAAGAAUUACAGGAUAAACGGAUGGAAUAGUAUGCAAGAGCAUGAACUAUGUUUCAGACCAAACUGCUGCUGAUGCCUUAUUAUAAUAACUGUUAUAGAGGGUUUGUUGUUGUAAAGCAAGAUGUGAAGAGAUAGUCCAUUUCAUGGCAAAUGAUUGUAUAUCUACUGCAUUUGCUUAACAGUAUGCAGCAACCCUGCCAUGGUACAACACAUAUUUAUCAAAUGCUCUGUAUGGCAUUAACCCAAAAAGGGAGCAUAAGCCCAGCUUUGCCUGCAUUGCCUCAAGUUAGGAUAACCCUACUGCAUCAUCACUCACCCCAUAACAUUAGCUACUAAUUGAGUGUGCUUUGUGAGCAAAGGUUGUAGGAUCUGGAGGCAGGGCUAAGGGCCUUGUUACACAGUAAGUUUAGGCAGCUUCUGGAGCUCUUAACCCCUGAACUGGCUGCAUGUUAAUAUCUUUAAGUGACUUAAAGCACUUGUUAUUCAGUUUAAAGUUACACCACUCCAAGUCAGGGUUAUUUCUAAUCCACCUAAUUUGGCUCCUGUUCCAUUAAGGAGUGGCUAUAACUCCCUAUAACUAUUUAGCUCAAAUUGAAGUCCUCCAGCAUCCAAGGAUGCAGUGGCCCCUCCUGAGUCAGGGUGCAGCAGGGCUAGGCAUGGCACCUUGCCCCGCAGGGACGUUGGGCAGAGUGAACACCACAGACCUGGAGUGCCCAGCUGUGGCAGUGCAUCCUGCUACUGCCCAGACCAGCUCACUGCUCACACUGGUGGCACUCCAGGGCAGAAAAACUCCUGAGAAAAAAAGGAUCAGGCCCCUUAGAGCUCAGGCAGUGUGGCCAGCCAGCAGCUUACCCCCUCCAUGCUGCCACCAGAUGGGUUGCUGGCUGGCCGAUUGGGCACUGCCUAAGCUCCAAGGGUCUUGAAGCUUUUCGUAGCUCAGGUAGCACCUGGCCACCUGGCCAGCAACCUGGGCAGGGGUGGUGGGCUCCAGAGAAUAAAAGGAUUGGGCCCCUUGAAGUUUAAGCAACGAGCCAUUCUGGGUGGUGAUGGGCAGCAGUCAGGCACUCUGGAGCUGUGGUGCUUGCUCUGUCCAGCAGGGGCAGUGAGUUGGUUCUGCCCCUAGCUCAGUCCUGCCCCUGGUCACCAAGCCUCUAGUGGCAAGUUGCAGCUGUGCAGAUGAACAGUCAGAGAUGGUUUUUCGCCUCAAGGUGUGACUGCUCCACUAAGUCAAACAAUACUAGGCCAAUUAACAUUUGUUUGGCUUACAGCAUAAGGUGUAACAAGGCCCUAAGAAAUAUUAAACAGGAUUUAAAGAACUAAACUGAAGGUUGUAAGGCAAUACUUAAGGCAAUGGUCCCAGCCGCUGGCUUGUGGGACUGCCUGUGAGAUGUUCUGAUAUUGCUCGCUGCCCCCAAAAGUUAGAGAGUUCAAACUGAACUCUUUCAGUUUUGCUGAAACUGCGAAACACCAGUGGUGGGAAACAUUAAUGGGAUGGAGCCCCAUAGCCACUGGAGUUUUGAAUAUUGCACUCCACCCAAUUGUCUAGAUCAUGAUUGCUCAGGCAUGUAUGGGAUUGUUGAGUGUAGCUUGAGAAAGGAAGUUGGAUAUGUGUAUAGUAUGAUUGAAAGAGCACGUCCAAAAAUGCAAAUGACUGAGUUGUUGUAUAGUGAGUUUGUGAAACUGAAUCAGAAUACGUAUGAGGAUAUGAGUGGAGAGACUGAGAGUAUGUAUGAUAAUGUUUAAGCGAAGUAAUUGGAUGAAUAAAUUUGUGUUUUCCAAGUUUAGAUUGACAUUGUUAUACGCUUGUUAAACAAGCAGAUUGACACCAGGCCAAGGUCUUGAAAAGUUCCCAUCCGAAGGAUAACAUGAGGUUGUUUGAGGAGUAUUAGACGGGUGUUUUGAACUGUGACUGAGGGUGAUUCAGGGACAGUGAGGGUUAAUGAGGGAGGUGAUGAAGCGGAGUUGUCAGUGUGCCGUGGAGAUAUUUUGCUCCAGACUCUGGUGUUCUGUGGGGCUCCCGUCCUUCAAUUUUUUUGUCUAAUACAAGUCUCACAGAAGUAGAAAGGGUUGGGUCCCUGGCCUUCUUUCCUUUGGGGUGUGCUUUGCACAUAACAUAGCCCUCUGCCUCUUCAUAGUAACUAUUACCCCAUCCCACCUUCUCCAUUUUUUUCUAUCCUUCAUUGGUUUUGGUGGUGGGGCACCCCUUUCCUAAAGGAGUGGAAGAUAAGCCACUAGUUGCAACGGCUCAGGUGUUGAGAGGAUAGAGACCGGAGUCAGUGACCAGUGGCCGGAGUAUAAUAAACUUCUCCCUAUUUAAUAAAAUCUUGCCCUCCCCACCCCCAGCCUGUGUCUGAAUUAUACUGUAGUGAUAAGAACUGUUAGAUUAGAUAGAAGUCAUUUAAUUAAUUAGAUAUAGAUAGAAUUUAGUUGUAGUUAAUAUUAAUCCUUAUAGUAGUGUUGUUUGAACUGUUAAACUUACCUGUGGUGUCUGUUAUAUGUGUAAUUUCUAUAAUAAACUGUUUAUUCUUUUCAGUUUAUAACUUGUGUGAGCGUGCUAAUUAAUCACAGCCCACUAAUUGCUGGGUUAACUAGGCGGCGACUAGACACACCCUGAUUAACCUGUUAACUGACCCAGGGUCAAAAACCACCCCUCGUUGACCUCGAUUUAAUUAGUCCUAAUUAAGUCCAGGGUCAACAGACCAUGCAACAGAACCUGAUUGGAGAAGUAUAGCCGAGAAUGCUAAUGCUACUUGUCACACACAAAAUGACCUAAUGCUUUGCAAACUUCUUGUUAUGAAACCGUGAGUAGAAACGAAAGCCAUGUUAUGUUUUCAUAGCUGUGGAAAAUAUAAUAAUAUAGAGACUAUAAAUUUUGUAUAACUGUGUUCUAUAGACCAUUAAGCUACACAAGCUCUCCCAGU
Molecule: messenger RNA, 4419 nt
Organism: Alligator mississippiensis (American alligator)
Lineage: Eukaryota; Metazoa; Chordata; Crocodylia; Alligatoridae
Product: dual specificity phosphatase 29
Exons: 4
Coding region: 495-1139 (214 amino acids)
Biological process (GO): negative regulation of MAPK cascade; protein dephosphorylation
Cellular component (GO): cytoplasm
Molecular function (GO): protein tyrosine/serine/threonine phosphatase activity; MAP kinase phosphatase activity
Source: RefSeq, a predicted model, not a curated record